UUAAACUGUUAAUUCGUUUUAUUUAUCGUAUUAUGGCGUUCUUAAAUAAGAUAAAACCCAUUUACCUUUUUGAUAUAUUGUCAACUAUUCCAAAUAGUCGAUUUAUACAAAGGAGGAGCUGUUAUAGCAUAUUCGGGAUUAAAGAUUUAGUCCAACGAGAAAAACCUGUAGAAUGUUCCAUCGUGCCAGUGCAAAGCUCCAAUCACGAAACAGCAGUUAGAAUGGUGAAGCGUUAUUUUCUAACCGAGCACGUUUUCGUACUCGACCGGCACAUGGACUUAAAGAAUGACCGAGCUAUCGACGAAUACAUUCUUGGUCUUCUUAAACAGGGUAAUUCACUGUUUGCUAAGCUGGAGGACGGUACGAUUGCAGGUCUAUGUGUUAACUUUGCUGCCAGUCCGGUUGAUCCACAGAAUCUCCGGAACUAUGCAUUUUAUAGACAGGAUCCUAAUACGAAAGACUUCUUGUACUAUACUGCGAAGUUGCAAGAAACACCAAAUCUAUGGAGUAUUUUUGAGGAAGACAAAGUUUUUGAGAUAAAAAUGUUAGCCGUGUUACCGGAAUAUCGGAGACAAGGUACAGCGACCAUGCUUGCACAGAAAUCCAAAACUCUAGCACAGGAUCUGGGUUAUAGAGUUGUUCGCAUGGAUUGCAUUAAUCCUUAUGAUUACAAAAUAGCAGAACGUUGUAUGCUGUCGUGUUUGGUGAAAUUUCCCCUGCACAAGUUGCGAGGCCCGAACGCGCCGUUCAUCAAGAAAACAUCGGAAAACAACACGUGCGUGCGCGUUUUUGUAGAAACGCCCGUUAAGCAAGACUCUCCUAAGUUGACUGAUUUAGAAAGCAUGUUCGAAUAAAAUACUUUUGUCAAAGAUUCAUUAAAAACCAGUAUUUUCAA
Molecule: messenger RNA, 895 nt
Organism: Pararge aegeria (speckled wood butterfly)
Lineage: Eukaryota; Metazoa; Arthropoda; Insecta; Lepidoptera; Nymphalidae
Exons: 6
Coding region: 33-854 (273 amino acids)
Molecular function (GO): N-acetyltransferase activity
Source: RefSeq, a predicted model, not a curated record